Molecule: messenger RNA, 1242 nt
Organism: Vicia faba (fava bean)
Lineage: Eukaryota; Viridiplantae; Streptophyta; Magnoliopsida; Fabales; Fabaceae
Source: the annotation of a GenBank genome assembly
AUGAUACCGACAAAAAGCAAUUACUGGAACGAAACUUGGAUGGUGAUGGAUGUCAACAGAUUUCCGGUGAUUCAUAGUUGGACGAUGCUGGCCGAUGGAAGGGCUUAUGAGGUCGCGAUUGGCGUCGCGUUGUUGCAGCGGGGAUGCAAAUCGGAGGGAGGCGGAUCUGGUGGGUAUGUGCGACCGGGUGAGCUCACGGCUGGGCUGACCACGGCGAGCUGGUUGUUUUCGUUGAAAUCUCGCGGCGGGAUAUACACUGAGAGAGGAAGAUCUCAGAGUUGUGUUGCGGGUGGUUUGAGGUGGCUGUUGUUUCUACUGGUUACCUAUCUUACCACUAAACUACACGAAGGAAACGUCUCUGCUGCGAGAAAUGUUGGUGUCUGGCAAGGAACUUGUUAUCUUACACCUCUCAUUGGAGUUGUUCUUGCUGAUAGUUACUGGGGAAGAUACUGGACAAUUGCUGUUUUCUCUAUGAUUUAUUUCCUUGGGAUGUCCAUCUUGACUAUUUCUGCAUCUGUUCCAUCAUUGAAGCCAGUCGAGUGUGUAGAUUCGGUGUGCCCUCCUGCUAGUCCUUUGCAAUAUUAUUUAUUCUACUUUGGUCUCUAUUUAGUUGCACUUGGGACCGGUGGUGUAAAAUCAUGUGUGUCGCCUUUUGGGGCAGAUCAGUUUGAUGAAACUGAUUUUGUGGGAAGUAUCAAGAAGGCUUCCUUUUUCAACUGGUAUUACUUUUCCAUCAUGAUAGGCGCCAUUGUGUCAUGCACCUUCAUUGUGUGGGUUCAAGAUAAUUUAGGAUGGGGUCUUGGAUUUGGCAUUCCGGCUUUAUUCAUGGGGUUAACCGUUGGAAGUUUCUUUUUAGGUUUUGUUAGCAUCUGUCCGAAAGCGGAUUUGGUUGUGCCGGAGGAUAGUAGUCUCAUGUAUGAGACGCCUGACAAGCAAUCAGGAGUUGAAGGAAGUCGCAAACUGAUGCAUCAUGAUGAUCUGAGGUAUUUUGAUAGAGCAGCUGUAGUGUCUGACUCAGAGAAUAGAAGCGGUGAAUAUUCUAAUCCAUGGAGGCUUUGCACCGUGACACAAGUGGAAGAAUUGAAAAUCUUGAUUCGCAUGCUUCCAAUCUGGGCUACUGGCAUAAUAUUUUCUGCUGUCUACGCCCAGAUGUCAACAUUGUUUGUGGAGCAAGGAACUAUGAUGAACACAUAUAUUGGUUCCUUCAAAUUAUUGUAUCAGAGAGUUAUUAGUAAAAACUGA